Osmerus eperlanus (European smelt) is the source of this 1016-nucleotide messenger RNA. It is a transcript of the gene il10, whose product is annotated as interleukin 10. Lineage: Eukaryota; Metazoa; Chordata; Actinopteri; Osmeriformes; Osmeridae. The record is from RefSeq and is a predicted model, not a curated record. The transcript has 4 exons.
AUGACUCCAUACUCUUCACUCUUGUCUUUCCUGGCUGCACUGUGUAUGUGUGGCCAUGCCCUCACCUCUCGUGUGGUGUGCUCUGACCGCUGCUGCUCCUUUGUAGAGGACUUCCCUGCUAGGCUCAAGGAGCUGCGUGCAUCCUUCUCCAAGAUCAGAGACUACUAUGUAAGUACUACAGCACUAUUAGUCCAGUGUGUGUGCUGCUUUUGUCAGAACAAAUCUAAUUUCUACAGGCAUCAUCUGUUCAGAGCAUGUCUCCAUCUAGGCUGUCUUCAUGGAAGUGGUGCAGUGAGAUGUCUCUAUGACUGGGAUUUGUAAUAAUGCAAUUUGUUCUUUUUGCAGGAAGCCAAUGAUGAACUGGAGAAUUCCCUCCUAAACGACAGUUUUGAAAACAGUCUUCAAACUCCGUCUGGAUGUCACAUUAUGGACAACCUAUUGAAGUUCUAUCUGGACACUGUGUUGCCAAAAGCUAUCAGCGGAACGACGAAUGAUAACGAUUUCAAAUCUCCCAUCGACUCCAUUGGAAACAUACUUAACGAUCUCAAGAAGGAGCUUAUGCAAUGUAGACAUUAUUUUUCCUGCAAGAAACCAUUUGACAUUACAGAGUUCAUUUCCACCUAUAACAAGAUGCAGAACAAAGGUCUGUACAAAGCCAUGGGAGAGCUGGACUUGUUCUUCAACCACAUUGAGACAUACUUGGCAUCUAAACGAAGGAAACAUUGAUCACUGACAGUGCCACUAAGUUUAACCUUUAUCACACUGACUGGGGUUGUGUUAAUUGUUCUAAGUGUUACUUUAAUGAAAAACAAAGAUACAACUUUGUUCUUAUCUAUGGCUGCUUCUCUCUACCAGCAUACAGCCAACCUCUUCUUUGUCUGAUGUGAAUUGAACUUGAUAUUUUAAAGUGCAUUUGUCCUAAGGACAACUUUUUCUGUAUUGCUUACUGAGUCAUAUUGAGUCACAUUCUUUGUUUAAGUAACUGCAUGUGAAUGCAAUCCGUACUACCAUGAACU